Effrenium voratum is the source of this 312-nucleotide messenger RNA. The record is from the annotation of a GenBank genome assembly. Lineage: Eukaryota; Dinophyceae; Suessiales; Symbiodiniaceae.
AGGCGCUGCACGAGAUGCAGCGACAGCCUCUGGACCCCACGGUGCAGGAGAACUGCUGCGAGGCCCUGAGGACGUUAGUGGUGGACCAGGAGACCAGGUCCUUCAUUUCCAGCUUGGGAGCCAUUGACUUGGUCCUCGCCGCCAUGGAAGUGCACGGGGACUCUCCUGGCGUCCAAGGGCACUGCGCGGGCACUUUGACCCACCUGGCCGCCGGCGAGGAUGAGCGGCAGCAGAUCUUCCAGAACGGCGGCCUAGAGGUGGUAGUCAGGAGCAUGCAGGAACAUGAGAUGGCUUCACUGGUUCAGUACAAGG